This is a messenger RNA of Plenodomus lingam JN3, 690 nucleotides long. The record is from RefSeq and is a predicted model, not a curated record. Lineage: Eukaryota; Fungi; Ascomycota; Dothideomycetes; Pleosporales; Leptosphaeriaceae.
AUGGUCCAGAACCCGCGAACGGGCAGAUGGGGCUUGAGGCGAACAUCCUCAGCAGGGCUGCUGCUUCGCGAGAGCCCACCCAGAAGCCCACUCGACCGAAGCAAGAAAGCCUUCCAAGCCGCCAGUCGUCGUAGCGUGCCGGGCUCACAGGCCGUGCGGUUGGCUCCCAAGCACCUCAUCACCAGGCACUGCCUUUGUGCUCCUUUGCAGCCGUGCAUAUUCUCCAACGCUACACUUGCCCCAUACAUCAAGGUUGCUGCCACUGUCGCCAAUUUGCCCCCCAGCAGCCUACUCCCGGCUGUCAGAACCCAGAUAGCGCGCCUCUGUGUCAGGACAGGUCUAUGCCUGCUCAUGGAUGUCGCCGUUGCACUUGCACCCACCACCUCCACUCCUGAUUAUCGUUCAUGGACCCGCUCACAUUACCAUCCUGGUCGCUUUGCAAUUCGCCGACACGCAAUACUGAGCCCAGCUAUACAUACAGCCGAUCCGUUCCCUGGACCACUAUCUCGUACAUACCUUCAGCCGGCGAUCUACCUCCAAGUUGUCGUUGACAUCUGCAGUACAUACCUUUUGCUUCACUGCUUCCAAGACAUUGCAUCUUUGAAAGGAGCCAUCCAGCCGACGCGCCUGCCCCCGCCAACCGUCCCGUAUCCCACGUCGAAGUUGCAAUUGGCUUCACAUUCACUGUAA